Molecule: messenger RNA, 1596 nt
Organism: Talaromyces rugulosus
Lineage: Eukaryota; Fungi; Ascomycota; Eurotiomycetes; Eurotiales; Trichocomaceae
Exons: 2
Coding region: 1-1596 (531 amino acids)
Biological process (GO): regulation of transcription by RNA polymerase II
Cellular component (GO): chromatin
Molecular function (GO): RNA polymerase II cis-regulatory region sequence-specific DNA binding; DNA-binding transcription factor activity, RNA polymerase II-specific
Source: RefSeq, a predicted model, not a curated record
AUGGAUCCCCGUUCUCAGCACCCGUCGAGACCCCCCUCCACCUCGCUCCCGCAGGGGUCGGCUCCGCUGUCCAGCAUGCCAAUGCCUCAGUAUCAAAUGCAGCCGCAGUACUCCGUGUCGCAACCUCACACAUUGCCGCCGUUGCAGCCUCAUCAUAGCCAGUCGCCCUCUCCGUACAUGGGGCAGCAAUAUCGUCCCGAUAUGUCUCGCUUCCCCGCGACGUCUGCUCACGAUGUCUACGCGACUUCGGCCGGCCCAGUUGGUCCCCAUAACCCGGUGAACAGCCUGCCGCCAACCUCGUUCCUCGCCCAUCCCGGAGGCCAGCAUCCUCCUCCAGGAUUUCAAUCCUCCCAGACACUGUUGCCUCCCACAUCCGCCUCGCAGACGUAUCCGCAGCCCAUUGCUCCCGCUCCUCCGCGGGACCGUCGCUCUGAUUACGCGACCAUGCCCUCCGGCGCGUUCAGCCACCCCGAAGGCAAGGGUCCCAUCUGGGCGAAUGCUGAUGGAAUGGCUGCUGCCAACGGAAUGGCUCCUCUGCCAGGCAAAGAGCCCCCGCGCACUCAGGUUGUUGGCUCUCAGGGCCGUCGCGGCAUCCUGCCCAGCGUCCCCGGCCGUGCCGCCGUCACCAACGGAGUCAAUGGCGCCGCGAAGAGCACGACAAUUCCGGCCAAGGACGCGGACGGCAAGUUCCCUUGCCCGCACUGCAACAAGACGUAUCUACACGCGAAGCAUCUCAAGCGCCAUCUCCUAAGACACACUGGUGAUCGGCCAUACAUGUGUGUUCUCUGCAAAGACACCUUCUCUCGAAGCGAUAUUCUGAAACGCCACUUCCAAAAAUGCUCAUUACGCCGAGGAAACCCCACCGGGGCGAGCCAUCUCUCGCAUCCUCAGGCACACCUGAAGCGGUCUCAGGCGGCCGCCAAUGCCGCCAAGUCCGUACAGGAAGAAGUCAGUAAUCCCAUCCCACCUGCCAACGGCCUUGUGGGUACGACUUUUGGCAAUGCGCCCGUGAACGGCCACGGGCUGGCUUCGGCCAGCCGACCCGCCUCCACGGAGCAGCAGCCUCUGGGAUUUUCCAUGUCCUCUGUCAACGGGUUGAACAAUGGUCACUACAAUGACGCGUUCACCCAUUCGCAGGCUGACCAGAAAGCGUCCUGGAUGGCUGCUCAUAGGCAGAGCCCGUACCUCGUCCACCCCGGUUCUUCUGAUGCUCCCACCGGACAGGGGAAUAAUAUUGACCGUCAUUUGCUUGAACAGGCUAAACCUCCUAUGGUCCAAGACCCGAAACGCCCGCACAUGAUGCCCGGCCAGCAGCCCGGCCAGCCCGGUGAACUCGACUGGGCCACCAUGUUCCAGCCCGCCGCCCCCGAUGGCUACAUGAACCCCGUCUUUCCCCAGUCAAUGGCCCCCGGCCACGAGCCUAUCCACUCGCACGUCGACCCGGACCGCAAGUUCUACCCGACCACCACGGCCGGCCACCAGGACAAUGGAUUGAAUGGGCUCUACUUGGCGUCGACCAGCUUGAGCGGUGAUGGUAUGCGUGAUCCCCGCGAUGUUGCUCCGAAAAGAAAUCCACCGGAGCCUGUGACUACGUGA